UGGCAAUCUGUAAUCCAGUGGGCCGCGCGAGAACAGAAAUCUGCCUCUGUGUUUACUGCCGUGCUGCGUAAAGACAUAAAUCUUCUCGUCUGACCGAGAAAAUACACAAGCUGAUGUUGGUAAUUCAUUCGUAUGCAGAAGAGUUUGAUCCAUAACCUCAAGUCCCCGGCUCGCGGCUCCCUUUUUUCUGCCUGCUACUUUGGAGGUCCGGGAGUUUUAUUACCUUUUUCUGUUUUGCAAAAAAAGAAAGAAAAAAAAAGAAAAAAAAAACAUAAUUUACUUUUAUUGCCAAUAAUCCUUGACUCGGUCUUCGUGACCGAUUCUUUUUUAAAUGGAUGAGUUUACUGAAAUGUUGCAGUAUAUUACUACUACUACUACUACUACUACUACUACUGCUGCUGCUGCUGCUACUGCUAACUACUAGCUACUAUACAAUUAUUAUUAUUAUUAUUAUUAUUAUUGUGUUUUUUUUAUUGCUGUUUCAAUUUAUAAUCUCUUAAAACAAUUUGUGAUUAGCCUACUGUAUUAGUAAUUAGUAAUUCAGUCCUUUUAAGUCUAAUAGUAUUGCAGUUUUGAAUUUUUUAAUAACCAAUACAAUGUUGCUACGAUUAAGGUUGACAUAGUUUCUAACAACUAGUCUAGUUCUGAGCGUAAUUACAGAGCUGUAGAUUUUUGUAUAUAUUCCGUCCUGUGUUCACAGGGGAAUGAAGCAGCUUUCUGUGCUUGAGAAGGCGCUUCAUUUGCAUAAUUUUUCUUGUCUUCGGUGACGCUCUGUUUCGAGGGAGUUCACUGGGGUGUGCAUGAGUAUGUGUUAACGUGCUAGUUUGUGCACGUUAGUGGUACACGAAAGACUCACUAGAGCGCAGCCCAUGGUGGCAUUUAGUAUAGGUCUGAGAACACAGGCGUUCAUUUAGUGGUAUGUAAUAUGUGUGUAUGUGUGAAGGUGCUUCAUCUUUACGACCAGGGCGCACGAGACAACUUUCGUUAUCUGGCUGCUGUACUGAUUUACGUCAAAAAGAGAAAAAGACAGAAGGAAGGAAUUUGAGUCCUCGAGCGCGACGGAGUCGCAGCUUUACUGCAGAUCCGUCCCAUGACUCCUGCAAGUGCAGCUCUGGCUUUGUUGUCUUUCCGAUUUAGCUUUACCCUGGACCGCUGUUUGAUCGAUUUCUGCCGCUGAAUGAAAGAAGCUCGCGCCGUGCUGCGCGCUGCUCGUCAGAGAGGAAGGUAAGCGGGACAGAGGCAGAGUUCUCGCAUGGUUGUUAAAUGGCGAGUUUGUGAUUUAUGACCGCGCGACUGAAAUCUCGGUUCAGGGAGAGUUCAUACUCGCACAUACACACACUCACUCACAGUCAAGCCAGAUUCCUCCCGUGCAGCAGCUGGGUCUCCUGCUUUGUGGCUUUAGUGUCUUUUCUUUUAGCUUUCCAUGUGUAUGAUAGUGCCAGAGAGUGAAUUAUUGGAAGUCAAGCUAUGAUGGCUAAUCUAGAAAAUAAGGAGGCCUGUUGGUUUAGUUUUAUGUAAUUAUGCGGUCUCGUGUAUGGCAUUUGGGCCUGAUUUCAGCACAGUUAUACCGCUGGUUGUAAAACCCGCGUGUUUUAUGGUAUUUUUUAUUUAGCCGAAUUUUAUUGGUAUCAUUUACCUAUUAUUAUUAUUAUUAUUAUUAUUACUACUACUACUACUGUUACUGUUGCUGGAAUUGUUUGUUAUUAUUAACGAUGAUAUUCUUGAAAUAGUCCAUGAUUUACAUAUUUUAUUGUGCGCUCUAGCUCCUGAUUCUUUUGGCUUUCUUUCUUGUGAUCUUAUCUUCGUUUUGUUUCUUGUAUAAAUGCAUGUCGAGUUGUGGGAUAUAGGGUAUUGACCUUUCAAAAAUUAAAUAGGCUAUUUCAGUGUUGAGCAUUGUACCAGGCAAAUGUAAUUUGUUUCAGUGGUUACUUCCGCGAUCUGCAUCAGAUCUGGGCCGUGGCGAUAGCGUUUUCCCGGUUUGAUGACCCCUCAUGCAUCCACUGAUGCCAGUUAUAAUUAUCCAUUAUUUUUGGUCGGCGAGGAAGAGUUUAGUGUGGUUAUGGAGACGCGCGUCUGCCCGGUUUUUCAGGUUUCCUGCAACUUUCGAACCCAAACAAUACACGCAGGGGCUUGAAUUUAUGUAGACUAAAAUGUUAUGAAACACCUUAAGAACUAAAAAUCAGACGCAAGUAUGUAUGACCAUUGUUUAGAUUUAAAAAAAAAAAAAAAAAAGUAUAGUCAACAUUCAAAUUAAAAGGCUAGAAAAAUCAACACGAUGAGAAUAAAGUUCGCAUUAAAUUCACGGUAAUGGUUGUUGCUUAUUUAUUGCCCUAAUACGUUAUUUCGUUUCACACUACUCAUUUACUACGCAAUGCCCUAUUUUACAGGAAAUAUUAGUUUUAUGUGCUAAUUGGUGUUUUUAGUUUUUUAACAUGUUAAUAUAUAGCUUAUUUUUGAUUGGACAGUGAUCAAGUUAAAUGUUUUAAGCGGCUAUCAUGUUUUCGGUUCUCUUCAGUUAUGUUGGCUAUUGUUGCAGCUGGCCAUAAGGUUCACCCGUAGAGCCCAUUGGCGAAGAGGUGUCACGUGACUACAUUGAGCCAAUGUUCUUCUACAAAGGUGUCAGGACCUUGUCAGAAAGUGAAAUAAACAUUGGGAAACGGCGAGAUGCAAAAAGCGACCUACUGCGACGGCUCGGCAAUUUACAGUGGCUUCCCCUAUCAAAGCGCAAACGGUUUAGGUUAUGAUGCCAAUCAGCAGCAAUAUCUCCAGGCCCUUCAUGUGGAAACUGGGUACCAACGACCGGCCUGCUCCCUGCAGUCCCCUGGUGGUUCUGCAGCUCUGCACAAACCCAAUGAAAUCUCCGAGGGCUGCCAACGGAGUAACGGGACACAAGCCCCAGUACCAGACAUCCCCGAUAACAACCAGCCCCCUACUGCCCCUUCCGGACCAUCUUCCCCCAGUGCCCUGAACCAAAUACCGAGCAAUGAUACCACCACCAAGAAUCCUGGGCACUCAUCUCCAACGCCAGCCACAAGGAAACAAAUUUUUCCGUGGAUGAAGGAGUCCCGUCAGAACACAAAGCAGAAAUCCUGUGGUACAAUUUCAGUAGAGAGCUGCGCUGGAGACAAGAGUCCCCCAGGUUCAGCCGCCUCCAAGCGUGCUCGUACUGCAUACACGUCUGCUCAACUCGUAGAGCUGGAGAAGGAGUUCCAUUUCAACCGUUACCUCUGCCGUCCGCGACGAGUGGAAAUGGCAAAUCUGCUCAACCUUACGGAAAGGCAGAUUAAAAUAUGGUUCCAGAAUCGCAGGAUGAAGUACAAAAAGGACCAGAAGGGGCUUGGAAUGAUGCCCUCUCCUGGAGCACAGUCUCCUCACAGUCCCGUUGCUCUGUCAUCCGGUGGCGGAGGAGGGGGUGGGAGUGCAUAUUUAAGUUCAAUGCAUUCUCUGGUUAACAGCGUGCCCUACGACUCACCCUCUCCAGCAUCGUAUAACAAACCCCAGCCUAAUGCUUACAACCUUCCUACGUCAUAUCCACCUCCUCUGAAUAACUGCCCGCCUCCUCAGAAGCGGUAUCCGGGGACUGGCACAGCCACGCCUGAAUACGACACGCAUCAUCUUCAAGGCAACAACAAUUACGGAACGCAAGUGCAUGGUAGCCCGGUUUAUGUCAGUGGCGGUGGAGGCUACUCGGAUUCUUUGGUAGGUAUGGGGGCCUCGGUAUUUGGCCUGACACAUCUACCGCAUCCACCUCAAGGCAAUAUAGACUACAACGGCGCUAUCACCAUGGGGAACAACCAUCAGCAAGGAGCUUGCGAACCAAACCCAUGCACAUUCACAGACCUUACACCGCACUAUUCUCAGGGAAGAAUUCAAGAAGCGCCCAAACUGACGCAUCUAUAGUGCCGAUAUAGUGUAUUUCUCUCCUCGUCCACGGCACACAUUUGCGUCCCCGUUCUGAUGGCGUUUUCUGCCACCUAUUUUGUUCAUAUAGUUUUCCUGACGUAGCCUCAGGUGAAACUCCCUUGUUUUAUGUUCAACUUUAUACAUAUAUAGAAAAUAAAUUAAAGUUCCUUAAAACUUAUGUCAUUGCAUAACGGGAAUAUAUGUAGAGCUAUUUGAUUUGUUUUAAGAAAAUCUGAAACAGGGUAUAAAACAGUUUUAUGACAGGUUUUUAAAUUGGUUUUGAUUUUAAAGUUUUUAAAUUGUCCCUAGUCCACGGUUUCUUUUCUGUUUUGCAUUUUGCACUUGAGGAAGGAUGCAUAUGAACACGAUUUCUUAUUCAACAAAUUUAUCAUACAGCGUAAGCUCGUGUCUUUCAGUCCUUCAAAUGUAUUUAUUAUUUGUUUCCAUGGACAGUAGAUUGUUUGUGUUAUGCCCAAACCCUUUAGAUAUAAAGAAAUGGGUAAAAGGAAAAAUGCAUCCGGGGAUUCUCAAGAUCAGUGUGUUCGUAUAUUAAUCAAUGUGUGCGAAUGUUAAUCAUGUCUUGCUCAAACAGUCGAAAGAGACAUCCGAUCAAAUACUCAUACUUUUUAUUUGUUCGAAUAUUUUUGAUGUCACACAUUCCAUGCUGCUCCACUUCUGAAGAAAUAAAAAAAAACUAACUGA
Messenger RNA from Megalobrama amblycephala (Wuchang bream), 4605 nucleotides. It is a transcript of the gene hoxa3a, whose product is annotated as homeobox A3a. Gene Ontology annotation, cellular component: nucleus. The transcript has 3 exons. Lineage: Eukaryota; Metazoa; Chordata; Actinopteri; Cypriniformes; Xenocyprididae. Gene Ontology annotation, molecular function: DNA-binding transcription factor activity, RNA polymerase II-specific; RNA polymerase II cis-regulatory region sequence-specific DNA binding. The record is from RefSeq and is a predicted model, not a curated record. The coding region runs from base 2665 to 3900 and encodes 411 amino acids. Gene Ontology annotation, biological process: regulation of transcription by RNA polymerase II.